CGCGUACACAGCCACCAAAGUCAGAAGCCUAUUUAAAAUAGAGUAUUUGCCUUUGAGCAAAACAAAAGGCAUUCCUCUUAAGAAUUUUAGUAGACAGUACACAAUUUCCAGUUGCCAUCACAAGCAAGCAACAUGGCCGCACAAGACAGUCCCCCACCCUACGAUGAAGACAACUUCAGCAGACCAACCGAUCUAGUCGAGCCAAUAACCCUCUCUCUGGCUGCAAAAUCUGUGACCCAAAUCUACCCCUGUAUUAACGACAAGCCUAUCGAAAUGUACCGUUUGUCUUGGGACAUCCUCCACAACCCAACCUACACCGGCAAGGUCACAGUCGAGCGGGUGAACCACUCACUGCGAACAACGGUCAAUGACAGCUAUCAGAUGCGGUCUUGUACCCAAGAAAUCUACACUAUACAAUGCAAUCCUUCCAUGCCCAAAACUGCAUCCGCCGCGCAAGCUGAGUACGGCAUUCCCAAAGCGUGCAUCCUGCGUAUCAACAAGAACCGCGGUAUGGGCAACUUUGGGUUGAAGAAGAGCUCUCUACGUAAGAAAUGGACCGUCCUACCGCUCAAAAUGGACAAGGCCACAGGACAUACGGUAUUUGAUAAAGAUUCAAAGGCGCUGUUCCACAUGGAGGCUAGGAAUAGCGGGUUGGCGUGGAUGAAUACGGAGGGGAAGGAGAUUGCCGAGACUGAGGUGGUAGGUGAGGAGCAUCGCUUGGUGAUUAAGGAGCCGUUAAUGCGUGAAUUAGUGGACGUCUUGAUUAGUAUAUGGGUUUGUCAAAUCUGGGAUGUGCUCUCGAGAGAGGCCGCAAGCAAAUCUUCAAUGUCCAAGUUUUUAUCUAUAAUGUCACACACGAAGCAUGGUAGAGGGCCGGCGGGGGCUUUAAUAGGAGCUUAAGCUCUAUUAGUUGUAUUACUAGCCAAGCUCUAUACUUCCAAUAUAGACUUAUAGAUUCCUUUCUGUAGAACUAAAUGGGAUUAGACGCCACUUAGUGUUAGGAACGAUGGAAGUGGUAAAUGUGCCGGAACUGGUAGUCCAGUUGUCAUCCACGGGCACCCAUCAAUCCGUAGUCUUGUCGUCAUAGUUGUACUGUUGGAUCACGCUCACGCAGGCAUACGCACUGCCCUGUAAGCUUGUACAAGUACUGCCUGUGUCAGGGUUCCAUAACACCAGAUCGGC
This is a messenger RNA of [Torrubiella] hemipterigena, 1182 nucleotides long. The record is from the annotation of a GenBank genome assembly. Lineage: Eukaryota; Fungi; Ascomycota; Sordariomycetes; Hypocreales; Clavicipitaceae.